AUGUCGUCCACAGAUGAGAAAUACAAUGACACAACCGGCCACUUGUCGGAUUUGAGUGCCCAGGAGCAGCCGCAAAGUCCAAAUGACGACCUGCCGUAUUACGACAAGCACGCUGAAAGUAAGCUGAUUCGAAAGAUUGAUUUUCGUCUUCUCCCGAUCCUGGGCGCUUUGUACUCGAUUGCUCUCAUUGAUCGUGUCAACGUCUCCAACGCACGGGUUGCCGGCAUGGGAGAGGACCUUCACUUGGAGAUUGGAAAUCGAUAUACUGUCGUCUUAGUGGUGUUCUUUCCUCCGUACUUCUUGUUCGAGUUACCGUCAAACAUUGUUCUCCGCCGAGUCGGAAGUGCCAAUUGGCUCUCAUUCAUUGCCUUUGCGUGGGGAUGUGUCAUGAUUGGUCAAGGAUUCGUCAAGUCGUACGAGGCCCUCGCUGUCUGCCGUACGUUGCUGGGGCUUUUCGAAGCAGGGUUCUUUCCCGGAUGCGUGUACUUGAUCAGUUGCUGGUAUGUGCGAUAUGAGGUCCAAAAGCGCCUUGCCUUCUUCUAUAUUCUGUCCGUUCUAGUCGGCGGCUUCUCAAAUAUUCUCGCAUAUGGUCUGAUGCAGAUGGAGGGUGUUGGCGGUCUGCGGGGAUGGCAAUGGAUUUUUAUCAUUGAAGGCCUGAUGACAGUGACCAUUUCUGUUAUUGCAUGGUUCAUUAUUAUCGACUUUCCGGACAAAGCUGAGAAAAAGGGUCUCUUAACCCAUGAGCAAGCCGCCUUCAUCGUCCAACGGAUCGAGAAUGACCGCAGAGACGCUAUCCCUGAUCCUCUCACAUGGGCCAAGUUCUGCCAACAUCUCAAAGACUGGAAACUCUGGGCUUUUGCGACAAUGUUCAUGUCGACGACUAUGCCAGCUUAUGCAUUUGCAUAUUUCACGCCAGUCAUAAUCCAGGGUAUGGGAUACACUGCUGGAAUUGCCAAUUUACUGUCGGCACCUCCGGUUGGCGCAGCAGUGAUUAGUGCUUUGUCAUUCGCCUGGGUCGGCGAUAAAUACCACAAGCGAGCCCCUGUAAUUAUAGCUCAAGCACUCAUCAUCAUUGUUGGGCUCAUGAUUACCGCCUAUCACAGUGCUGACGGAGUCCGAUAUUUUGGCAUAUUCCUUGGUGUUGCUGGUUGUCAAGGAAAUGUUCCCGCCAUCCUUGCAUAUCAAUCGAAUAAUAUUCGGAUGCAGUCCAAACGCAGUGUCGGUAGCGCUCUUCAGAUCGGAUUCGGAGCAAUUGGCGGCAUCAUCGCCUCGACAGCUUUCUCUCAGAAGGAAGCUCCGACGUAUAGGAGCGGGUUGUGGACUACCGCAGCACUGCAGCUCUACAUACUAGGCUCUGUCUGUUGCACUUCGUUGUACUUCUGGAGGAAGAAUAACCAGGUGGAUGAUGGGACCCUGGAGAAGCCAAUCGAGGGACAGGAGGGAUUCAAGUACACGCUCUGA
Messenger RNA from Cladophialophora psammophila CBS 110553, 1461 nucleotides. RefSeq lists its product as uncharacterized. Lineage: Eukaryota; Fungi; Ascomycota; Eurotiomycetes; Chaetothyriales; Herpotrichiellaceae. Gene Ontology annotation, biological process: transmembrane transport. Gene Ontology annotation, molecular function: transmembrane transporter activity. The record is from RefSeq and is a predicted model, not a curated record. Bases 1 to 1461 code for a protein of 486 amino acids. The transcript has 9 exons. Gene Ontology annotation, cellular component: membrane.